This is a messenger RNA of Armigeres subalbatus, 4599 nucleotides long. It is a transcript of the gene sl, whose product is annotated as 1-phosphatidylinositol 4,5-bisphosphate phosphodiesterase gamma-1. The transcript is spliced from 14 exons. Lineage: Eukaryota; Metazoa; Arthropoda; Insecta; Diptera; Culicidae. The coding region runs from base 580 to 4206 and encodes 1208 amino acids. Gene Ontology annotation, biological process: positive regulation of epithelial cell migration; release of sequestered calcium ion into cytosol; phospholipid catabolic process. Gene Ontology annotation, molecular function: protein binding; phosphatidylinositol-4,5-bisphosphate phospholipase C activity. The record is from RefSeq and is a predicted model, not a curated record.
UGUUUGCAUUUUUGUCGUACAUCCCGUGGUCUGCGCUUCGUUUAGCAUGUAUUUUAUCAGCUUGCUGUUGGUUGUUCUUCAGUUUUAGUAGGGAAAGUUAUCCUUAUUUUUACUUUCUGUGGUAGAAAAACAUUGUGUCGAGUGGCGCCGAAGAAAAACAUGGAAAAUCCAUUGUUGCUGUAAUUUUCCACACCACUUUCUGUGUUUCCGGAAUCCAAGUAUAUGGAAUUUAUUUUCACUUUUUCCGAAGUUCCGGUACGAAGCAACACGAAGUUAGUCGCGAAUGAACUCGAAACGAAGAAAAAGUUCGUGUUGUUUUUGUUCAUUUGGUUUGGGCACACAAAGGUUCACUUUAGUAUUUUUGUGUCCGGUCCUCCCUCAACAGCAGUGGUGUGGAGCAAGGGCGGCAGUUUUGUUCGACUGAGCUACGGGAAGCAACGCACAACCGGGCAGUUAUUAAUUAUUCGUGGAUGAGCUGUUCAAGUGCAAAAACCUACGCAAAUCACAUAUUGUUUGCAUGAUACUUUUCCCCCAGCUGUGCUGGAAAUUGGUUGAUUUGGUGAAGAAUUUACAGUCCAGAUGAGUUUCAGCAGCGUUAACUUGCCAGGGCUAGGCGAGAUGGAGCAGAUCAUCUGUAGUCUGGAACGGGGAACGUUAAUCCAAAAAUUCUACCCUCGGCGGAAGCCUGAAAAGAAAACGCUGAUGCUUCGAAGAGAAACACGACAGGUAACGUGGUCUUCUCCUUCGCAAAAUAAUAGAGCCAACUUUGAGGAGGCUUUGGAGUUGCGAGAAGUGAAGGAAGUACGGCUCGGCAAAACGUCGAAAGAUUUCGAAAAAUGGCCUGAAGAGACAAAGAAGAUCGAACUCCGGAAGUGCUUCGUGGUGUUUUACGGAAGCGAGUUCAAACUACGUUCCCUUUCAGUCGUGGCCCUAUCGGAGAAAGAAUGUGACAUGUGGAUAAAAGGACUAAAAUGCAUGGUAGCCGACACAAUAGAUGCUCCCUACUGGCUACAAGUCGAACGAUGGCUUCGGAAGGAAUUCUACGCCAUGGAGAACCCACGUGAAACUGUAGCAUUGAAGGAGGUCAAAUCUUUCCUGCCAAAGGUCAAUUGUAAAAUAACUACCGCCAAACUGAACGAAGUUUUUCAUGAAGUGGAUGGCAGACGGCGAAAUGAGCUUGGAUUUGACGACUUUAGUCGACUUUACCAGAAACUCAUGACAUCUCCUAACACUGUCAACGACUAUUUCGACGGUUCUAUGUCAUACUCAAAGAAUGGACACACCGUGACACUUAAAGAGUUUCAAAAGUUCCUGUUGGAGAUGCAAAACGACUCGCUCGGACACAGCGACAAAGAUACAUCUAAUUUCAUUCGGGAGUACGUUCAAGACCCGAUUCGUGACGUGCAGGAACCGUAUCUGAAGAUUCAGGAGUUCAUAGAUUUCUUAUUUUCAAGACGAAACGAGGUUUGGAAUAGUGAAUGUAAUAAUGUUUACCAAGACAUGAACCGUCCACUUUCUCACUAUUGGAUUUCUUCAUCGCACAAUACAUAUCUUACGGGGGAUCAGUUCUCGAGCGAAUCUUCCGUAGAGGCGUACGCCCGAGCCCUGCGCAUGGGAUGUCGCUGCAUAGAAUUGGACUGCUGGGACGGUCCCGAUAACAUGCCGCUGAUCUUCCAUGGACACACGUUUACAACGAAAAUAAAAUUUCAGGAUGUUAUCAAGACAAUAAAAGAGCACGCCUUUGUUACCUCCGAGUACCCAGUGAUUCUGUCGAUCGAACAGAACUGCUCCCUAGCCCAGCAGAGAAAGAUGGCUUACGCAAUGCAGGAGGUGUUUGGUGAUAUGCUUCUGACGCAGCAGGUGGAAAAGAAUGAAAUGCAACUGCCUUCACCGCACCAGCUACGGAGAAAAAUUAUUUUGAAACACAAAAAGCUUCCGGAAAAUGGUGGAAAAGUGGAGGAUGGAGCUGUGCCCAACGAUGGUACUUUAGUGCGGGCCGACGAGACUGAAUUAGAUAUUCGGAACACCAUGAAGAAUGGCAUACUUUUCCUAGAAGAUCCAGUCGACAAAGUUUGGAAUCCACAUUUCUUUGUUUUGACACAAAACAAAUUGUUUUAUACAGAUAGCCAAAAAACGGAACGGGAAGAUGUGCGUGAUGACGAGUUUGAGAAUAACUUCUCGAGACCUAAGGAAAGCGUAACGAACGAUGAGUUACACUUCGGAGAGAAUUGGUUCCACGGAAAACUGUCCGGUGGUCGGGAGGAAGCCGAAAGUCUUCUACGCCAGUACGCUCAUCUUGGUGAUGGAACGUUCCUCGUGCGCGAGAGUGUCACAUUUGUCGGCGACUAUUGCUUGUCAUUUUGGCGUCAAGGAAAGCCUAAUCAUUGCAGGAUUAAGUUGAAGCAGGACAAAGGUGUAACAAAAUACUACUUGAUGGAGAAUAAUUUGUUUGAUAGCUUGUACAGUUUAAUAAUUCAUUACCGUCAGAACCCUCUGCGAAGCUCUGAAUUUUAUAUUACGCUGAAAGAACCGGUUCCGCAGCCGAAUAAGCAUGAGAGUAAAGAAUGGUAUCACCACAAUACAACACGUGAACAGUCGGAAAUCAUUUUGCAUCAGAUACAAACCGACGGAGCAUUCCUAGUCAGACCCAGUGAUAAAGGACCCAAUGCGUUUGUGAUUUCAUUCAGGGCCCAUAAAAAGAUCAAACAUUGUCGGAUCAAAGUCGAAGGACGAUUGUAUGGAGUGGGUGGUAUGGAUUUCGAGAGCCUGAUAGAUCUGGUCAAUUUCUACAUGAAGCAUACGCUCUACAAAAAGGUCAAGCUAACGCACCCGAUUCCAAAAGAUAUGCUGAAACGUAUUAAUACGAUGAAUGGACCUGAAGACAACGGAGCAUACAGUUAUAUGGAUCCUUCUUGCAUGAACGAGAAAAUCACAGUCAAAGCUCUUUACGAUUACAAAGCUCAACGGGAUGACGAAUUAUCUUUUUGUAAGCAUGCCAUCAUCAGUAACGUUAAGAAAAGCAAUGAACUUUGGUGGACCGGGGAUUAUGGCGGCAAAAAGCAGCACUAUUUUCCUGCGAACUACGUUCAAGAGAUCAGCACCUGCGAUAGUAAUAGCGAUGAUAGCGGUAGUGACUGCUUGAUGCUGGGAAGUCUUCAAAAAGGAUCUCUGGAUGUUCACGGGGCAGUCGUAGAUUUGACGUAUGGUCCUAUACCGGAAUUGGAACGAGUUUUACGCAUACAGAACCCUUCAAUGCAGAACGUCUUUGAAGUCGGAGUGCAAACCCAAUCCCAAGCUAUCGAAUGGAUGUGCGCAAUCAAGGAAGCUGCUCAAAACGCUAGCGCUUUAGAAAAUGAACGUAGAAAAAUGGAACGUAAUUCCCGGGUAGCGAAAGAGAUGUCCGAUAUGAUAAUUUAUUGCCGAAGUAUUCCGUUCAAAAACAGUGGCUGGUUAUUCUACGAGAUGUCCAGUUUUCCAGAGACAAAAGCAGAGAAGUAUUUUCUGCAACAAGAGUCAAGGUUGUUUGUACGAUAUCAUCGCAACCAAAUUAGUCGAGUUUAUCCGAAAGGCCAACGGCUGGAUUCAUCCAACUAUAAUCCAGUCCCAUUGUGGAACACGGGAUCUCAAAUGAUUGCGCUGAAUUUUCAGACUGCUGAUAAGCCAAUGCAAUUGAAUCAGGCCAAAUUUCGAGACAACGGUGCAUGUGGAUACAUUCUGAAACCGGACUUUAUGUUUCGCGAUGAGUUUGACCCAAACGAUCCGAACACCUUGAUCGGUGUGGAAGAAAAAGUGAUCAACAUAAGGAUUAUCGGCGCAAGGCACCUUUGCAAAGGGGGUCGAAACAUCACCAGUCCUUUAGUGGAAAUCGACUUGAUCGGUGCAACGUUCGACACCGCUGUGAAGCAUCGAACUAGAGCUGUAGCUGACAAUGGCUUUAAUCCGAUUUGGAAUGAAAUUUGCGAGUUCCGUGUUGCCAAUCCACACUUUGCCAUGCUGCGGUUCGAGGUUCAAGACGAAGACAUGUUUGGUGAGCCCAACUUUAUUGGACAAGCAGUCUUUCCCGUAAACGCACUCCGCACUGGGUAUCGAAGUGUUCCAUUGAGAAACAAAUACAGCGAAGAAUUGGAACUGGCAACUUUGCUGGUUCACAUCAGCAUCCGUACGCAAGAACAGAAUGCCAACUAUAGGUUGAGUUUACUAAGCUAAGAUCGUAGUCAAUUUACGAUAAUUUUAUCUGUCGAUUACUAUGCAUAUAAUAAUGGUGAAAUGGUAAUUCACUGGUAAUUAUGAAGACUUCAUAUGGCAAGUAUUAUUUAUUGAUCCCGCAUUCUAAACGCAACAAAACCUAAACGAACACAUGUUUAAAAGUGCCUAAUUAGUCUAACUGGAACUUUUUUAAGUAGGCUGUUGAUACAGUUUUUAUUACUGACGAAUGUAUGAAUUUUUGAACGACGUAGUUAUACAUACUGGAGAGUGUUAAUGUUGUCUUGUUUUAUAAAUGUUGAAAAGGAAUAUUGAAUGUCUAUACCACUGUACUGUCUGAAUGAUGUAUUUAUGAAAAUUAAGUGUUUUGAAUAAUAGAUUUAUCCAAAAAUAAAA